Molecule: messenger RNA, 687 nt
Organism: Dromiciops gliroides (monito del monte)
Lineage: Eukaryota; Metazoa; Chordata; Mammalia; Microbiotheria; Microbiotheriidae
Product: nucleolar protein 7-like
Cellular component (GO): nucleus
Molecular function (GO): RNA binding
Source: RefSeq, a predicted model, not a curated record
AUGAAGGUAAGAGGUGAUGCAGGGGAGGAGGAGGAGGAGGAAGAGGAGGAGAAGGAUGAAGAUGAAGCCCCAGAAGAGGUGACGUUCGCCAGCGCCCAAGCGGAGGCCAAAGAAGACGAGCGGCGCCUGCAGGACGCUUUGCGCAGGGACAAGGAGCUCCUGAAAGAGAAAAAGAAGCGGCGGGAGGAGCUGUUCGCGGAGCUGAAGAAAAGAAAACUACUUCCAGCCACUCUUCUAGAGGAAUUAACUACAGCUCCCCAGGAUAAAAUAAAUGAAUCAUUACCCAGACUGCAAAAAGGUAACACAGAAAAUGAGAACAAAGGAAAAAAAGAAGAAAAAAAGUUCCCUACACGAGUAAAGAAAAGGUAUGUGGCCUGUAGAUUAAAGGACCAAGAUCUGAUAGAAAGGCAGCAAGCAGCCAAAGGCUUCAUACAGAAGUAUUUAUGUGGUCGAGGGAGCAACAGAACUACUGUAAACACAUUUCUUUCCCUUGACAACAAGAGAUUGUCAGUUAAAAAAUCUGCCAUGCAAUUUGUGAAUAAUAAUUGGGGAGCAGAAAGAAAACAAAGUGCUAAGAAGUUCAAAAAACGGUGGAUGCAUAAAAAGAAGAUAGCUUCCAGAAAACCAAAUAUUAUUUAAGUUCCCCUGUUAAAAAAUCAUGCAGAAUUAAACCUGUUGAUUUUAGAA